Leptopilina heterotoma is the source of this 3831-nucleotide messenger RNA. RefSeq lists its product as uncharacterized. The transcript has 3 exons. The record is from RefSeq and is a predicted model, not a curated record. Gene Ontology annotation, biological process: inner dynein arm assembly; cilium movement involved in cell motility. Gene Ontology annotation, cellular component: inner dynein arm. The coding region runs from base 691 to 3804 and encodes 1037 amino acids. NCBI's taxonomy places the organism in Eukaryota, Metazoa, Arthropoda, Insecta, Hymenoptera, Figitidae. Gene Ontology annotation, molecular function: dynein heavy chain binding; dynein light chain binding.
GUUCUUGUGUAUACAGAAAAUAGAAGUCUAGAAAAGCAUAGUAUAUAGGAAACAAGUCAGUGGCGACAGUGAGAAUUCUUUCCAUGUAGGUGAAAGUAAAAUUCUUUCCACUAUUUGCCAGUUGAAUGUUUCCAAGUUCCAAUAGUUAACACCUACAAGUGCAUUCACCCUUCCCAAUGUAUAUGACAUUCCUCCUCUCGUUAAAGAUGAUUUCAUAAUUCAUCAUUAACCUUCUUCCUCACUCUCCCUCCCUCUCUAUAUACAGAUCUAUUAUUACCACCUCUCAAACCUCGACAAUCGUUCUGAAUUGUCUCCGUCUAUUUUCAUUUCAAAUUAUAUUCCUCUUUCUCCAUUAAACAAUUUUUCAACAUUAAAACAAAAAUCUAAAAAUUGUACCUUCUUUAGUAGACCAAAAAUUACAUUAUUAAUUCCAAUUAAACUAUAUUAAUCCAAGUAAUGGAUGAUAAAAAAUAAUUUUGCCACAUGAGAAAAAAAAACCUUUUUUGAAAACAAAACUAGAGUUUCUGGUUCAAAGACCCCGCCAUUUAUGAAAUAAGGAAAGACACAUCCAGCGUGGAAACCUGUUUGAUCAAUGAUAUAGGCUUCUCAAUCAAGUGUAUAUACGUAUGCAGUGAGCGACUCGUCUAAGAAUCAAACCCACACACAACUAUAUAAAAUCUCACAAGAAAAAUGUCAAGAAAAUGGGUUAAGUGUCCAGUAAGCUGGUCGUUUUUAAACGAAAAUAUCGAAGAUGUGGAACAAGUAAGUCUGAAACCGGAAAUUCAACAACUACUUGGCUGUAAAAUAAAUGAGGACGUAUUUCUUGAAUAUCCAUUUGCAUACGUUCCAGCAGAAAUAGUGAAAAGACUCUCAAAUAAAUAUCAAUCGCCAUUCGAAAAAUUCAAGGAUCAACUUGAAUUAUACAAAGAUUCAACAUUUUUAAUCGGCUACGCCUCUAAGGAAUUAUCAUCAAAUGAAUUUGUUAUUUGCCUAUCGGAAGUUGCACGUGAUAUGAUGGUUCAAAGGAAUAGAGAUAUUACCAUCAAGAUUCACGAUUACGUAAGAAUGAAAGUGGAAAAGAUCCCUCGACACUGGAGUUCAUUGGGAACUGAAGAUGACCUUGACUCUACAUUCCUUAAGAAUGCAAGACCCUAUUAUGAAGUGGAAAUUUCUUUGCCAAUUUGUCACAUAAAACAGAAUCGUCAACUUCAAGAUCGUGCCGUUGAUGAUAUACGAGAUGGAUACGUGAAAAUUGUCCCUCAGUACGAAACCUUCGAUAACGUGAAAAUGAAUCUAAUUUGCAAGGCAGUGCAGACAAAUCUGAUAAAUCGGGAGAAUUCCGUUCAAACAUAUCCUGGAUAUCCGAAAAAUAAGUGGACCCAAUAUGAAUACAAUUGUUUCCCAACUGAAGAGUCAUCAAAAAAUGAUCUGAUUACACAAAAGGAGGAGAGCACAGAAAAAGAGGAAAUCGACGAAACUGAAAAACAGACAACUAAAGAAUCAGCAGACGAGGAGGAAAUUCAAUUAAACGAAAGAGAAGCAACAUCUUUAGAAUUAUUUCUCACUAAUAAUCACAUUGACGAAGUGACAGAUGUCAUUAGAUACAAUACAGCCAUCAAUCUACACACCGAUGACAUAUUAAAUCUCAUUCAACACGUUAAAGAAGAAUCAAAAAUCAACAAUCAUAACAAACGCAAAGAGCUAAUUUCCCUAAUAAAUUUAAAUUUUACCAAGAACAAAAUUAUCGCCGACAUUUCCUGGCAUCCUGUUCUAAAUGAUGUUGUUGCAAUUUGUUACCUUCACGAAAAAGAAUCGAAACUAAAAAAUUCCAGUGUCAAUGAAGCGAGAAAUAAUUUCAAUGAUAGUGCUACUGAUUUUCAAUUAAAUACCAGUGAUAAUAAAGAGAUUGACACUGUGAAAGACGAUAAGCUCGAAGAAGAUAAUUUAAUGCAAGAUCAGAAAGAAAAUACAGAAACACAAAAUAAGAAUGAAGUCACCGACGAUGAUAAUGAAGAUAAUAUUGAUGAUCAUGACAAUUUCCUCGUAAACCAGGUAUUAAUUUGGUCCUGUUCAGAUCCACUCUAUCCAAAAAUGAUACUAGCAAGUCGGGAUACAAUUCGAGUAAUUUCAUUUUGUCCCUACAGACCGGAUAUCCUAGUUGGAGGCAGUUCGACCGGACAAAUUGUCAUUUGGGAUCUUCGCGAUUUACUAACAACAUUGAAAUUUAAUGAAAUUGUUUCUCAAGUUCCGAUAAUAAAACCAGUGGUUCUAUCGAAUCAGGAAACAUACGACUUUCCAAUAAAAGACAUACAAUGGUUACCCUCAUGGUAUGAAGUAAAAGUCGAUGGUAGUUUAAAGAAAUCCUUUACACAAAGUUUACAAUUUGCAACAGCUUCUGACGAUGGUAUUCUAUCAAUUUGGGACCUUCGAUGGCAAGUGAUUUCAAGACCAACUUCAAAAUCGAAAAAAACAAAUAUUGUCGAGUCAUUUGAUCCAAAUAAAUUGAAUGGCAUCCUACGACCAAUUUAUCAAAUUCUUCUUCAAGUUCCGAAAGAAUCUUGGACUUUCUCACCAACAAGUAUUUGUCUACCUUUUAUGAAGGAUGGAAAUUUAGGAACUAAGGAUUUUGAUGACAGAACCAAUGAAUUAUUAAAGAGAUUUUUGGUGGCAACUGCUGAAGGUGAAGUUAUUAAUUGCUCUUGGGUGGGACAAGAAUUCGAAGCAGAAUCAUCUUCUAUGGAAAAAUGCAAUUUUCUAAGUCGUUCUACGAUUCACGAUGGACCCGUGUUGGAAAUCUCUAGAUGUCCAUUUUUGGAGGACGUGAUACUAACAAUCGGAGGGAGAAUUUUUGCAAUUUGGAAAGACGACUACUUAGAUUCUCCUCUACUCUGGAGAAAGAGACACUGUUCAUACACUUCCUGCUGUUGGAGUAGUAGAGCAGGAAUUUUUCUCCUCGCCAGAAUCGAUGGUGAACUUGAAAUUUGGGAAAUAACGAGAAAAACACAAGAGCCAAUUUAUCUACAAUUCAUUUCAACUGGACCAAUAACAGGCCUCUAUUCACGUCUAUCGUCCAAAAUAAUUGGAAUCUGUGAUCGAAACGGAGGCUUUCGAAUUUUUGCCGAACCAGAAGAAUCAGAUGAAGAAUCCCUCGAAAGAAUUGAAUGGUUCGAGGAAUUCGUCUGGAGAGAAGUAAAAAGAAAAAGAAAUUUCUUUCUCUGGCAAUUAGAUUUUCUAAAAACAAAUCCCACAGCUUUAGAGAGGAAAAAGGCACGAGCUGCCGAUGAAGUCAGAAGAAGACAUCAAGAGGCGAGGGAAAAAUUCCAAAGAGAACAAGAAGAAUUAUCAAGACUUGAAGCUGAGAAAAAAGCUCGAAUGAUCAAGAAACCAAAAGCUGAAAUCUGGAAAUCUCGUGAUCAUGAAAGAAUGAAAAAAAUUCUCCUCAAGAAAAAAGGUUUCAAUCCUGUUAAAUUAGAAAACAGUAGAUUACCAUUGGUUCAACAGGAAAACGACAGAAAUUUAAAACUAAAAAAAGCUCAACAUGAAUUGUCCAAAAAGGAAAAAUAUUUCAAAAAUCUUUUGUCCAUGAAAUUACCAUGUGUUACCAGAAAAGAAAAAUCGGAUCUAAAAAAUACUCCUAUUACAAAUGACAUCGAAAAAGAAGAAAAAAAUUAUAAAGAAGAAUUUUAUAAAAUUCAAAACGAAGCUCUUCAAAAAUUACACGAAACUUCUUUUGUUCCAAAAUUUGAUUGGAACACUGCCAUGAGAGAAGGAAGGCGCAGAGAGUUGUUGGUGAAAAUAGAUUGAUUUACAAAAUUUUAUGAUACGAAACAA